Symbiodinium necroappetens is the source of this 1299-nucleotide messenger RNA. The record is from the annotation of a GenBank genome assembly. NCBI's taxonomy places the organism in Eukaryota, Dinophyceae, Suessiales, Symbiodiniaceae.
AUGGCAUGUUGUAUGGGCUGCAGCCAGAAGACAUGGCAGCAGCUGCUCGUUGUCAUGCGGCAUUCGGAGCGGCUAGAUUUUGCAGAUGAGGAUGCUUGGUUCCAGCAUCCAGAUUCCCGCAGCUUCCCGAUGGACCCGCCAAUCACAACUCGAGGCAAGAGCUUGGCGAAGUUCCAGGGGCAGACGCUGACCGAGUUGUGCAACAAGCUGGGGACACCGAUCGACGUCGUGAUCACCUCGCCUUUCCAUCGGUGUGUGCAGACGGCGGCCGCCAUCAUCGAGGUCCUGCCCAUGCGAAACGGCAAGAAGGUGCCGAUACUCAUCGACUGUGAAAUCGCAGAGGUGGGUCUCUAUAAGAAGCCGCCAGGGAUCAGCGACCCUGGGCUCAUCAAGGCCCACCAGGAGUUCUGCAGCCGUCGGCGCACCUUCGACGAGGUGGCAGCGCUUCCGGACCUCCAAGGCAUAGAAAAGCUCAAUGCCAACUCGUUUGUCGGCAUCGCGCCCCCCUUCCCCGAGCAACGGCGCUCGGCCCACAUCCGUGGCCUCUACCGCUUCGCGGUGAAGAGGCAGGCACUGCAGCCAAUGCAGAGGAUUGCAGCUCACCCUGACGUGGCCGUUCCUGGAGGACCUGCGCACCGCAGAGGCGAGCUUCUCACGCCAGGUCAGUCUGCAAGGAUUGAAUGGUUCCGCCGGCAAGUGCUUUACCGCGUCUGCUGCUCGUAUCUGGAAUUUCACUACAAGACCUCCGGCUGCAAUGAGCGCAGCGCAGUCCAACGCCUCAGCGGUUUUCGAAGGGCUGCCAGUGGAUUGGGCAGGACAGAGUUGGAGCAGCUGGUCAGGCCAAGGCUGGAGGAACCGGCUGUCACCAAUGUCAGCCACGACCUGCAGCAGCUGGAGGACAUGUUGGAUGGUCCGGUCCUUCCCAACGACAUGGGGUGGAUUUUUACCAUUGGGGUUCCGUACAGCGGAGUCCCGGGACCACCAAAGGCGCUGCUGGUUCAGCAGCUGCAGACUAUGCUUUCGAGGCGAUUCAUGCAACGGCUGCGGUUUCCGGAGGCCGACCUCCUUGCCAUGGAGCUCGUUGACCUUUGCACGAAUGCCCUCUACCAGGAGCUGGUAAUCAGUAUAUGGCCUAUGCUGGGAGCCCAUUUCCAGUAUGAGCUGCAGCAAUGGUUCUUUCGAUAUGCCUGCGAAGCACGGGACGGAGUUCCCUGCCCUGGAGCUCCGCCAACUUUGCAAGCGACUGGCUCCGGAGACAAUGGUGGCCCCUCCUCGGCAUCUGGUCACAGCAGGGCUUGA